UAGCCCGGCUGCGCCCUCAGCAUCGGCAAGCACAGCCCAUACCGACGACAUGGCUACGAUACACUCCUCACGAUUACUACGGCCCAAUCUGGCACUGGUGCAGCAAGACACGGUCCUGUCUUUCCUGGUGCCGUCUGUCCAGUGCGCGCGCUUCUCUACAUCACCCGCCCGAUGGAAAAGAGACAACAACAAGAACCGAGGCAAUUCCGCGGUCAGAGCUACCGGUCUGCGUCCUAGACAAACAUUGUCGGUCAAGGAGAAAGAUUUUGCAAAGCAGCGAUUGCCGAAGCCCGUCAAGAUUGAGCAGGAAGUGACUGGCACACCUGACCAUGGCCUCUGGGAUUUCUUCAAGGACCAGAAGCUCUUGCAGACACCGGUAGAGGAGCAGAGACAUGGAAGGUCAUGGACCGUUGGCGAGCUGCGCAGUCGAGACUGGGAAACCCUGCACCAGCUGUGGUGGGUAUGCGUGAAGGAGCGGAAUCGUCUUGCGACGGAGAAGCUUGAGCGGAAGCGUCUAGAAGCGGGCUACGGCGACUACGAGAACGAGGAGCGAGACAAGACUGUGCAGGAGACGAUGAAGGCGAUCCUGGACACAUUGGCCGAGCGACACCAGGCAUACCAGGAAGCCUACGUGCUGGCGCAGCGCGAUCCAGAUAUCGACUUGUCGAGAACAGACGGUCCACAGUACACUCAAACACCAUACGAACCCAUAGAGGCAGACGAGACGCCGUACGAAACUCCGGUCGAGCAAACCAUCGAAGAGCCCUCGAAAGACAAGGUACUUCCAGAACCCGAAGUGCAACCGAAGGAGAAGGUGAAUCACGCAUCAUGAGGAUCAUGAGUGCAGGUGACAUAUGCGCCCAGGUAGCUACCCGGCGAGGAAUAUACCUGUUGAAACUUUUGCAACGGUGCGGACAUGGUACAAAUGUGACUCUACGAUCAUAGACGCAUCGCACAUGGUAUGGCAAAUCAGGAGCACUGCUAGUGCAGUGGAGAUGCUGUAUAGUCAGGGUGGCCAAGGUGGCCUCUGUAGCAUAUCGCGUGUAUCACAAUCAGUCAUGAAAUCAAUGAAUUGCACUAGCCUGAGCGUAUGCUAAACGCGAGGAGUUAUGAAAGUAAUGCCAGCAUAAACAGGUCGACCAGAUUGGCGAGGCGCUUCCCAAAGAGCUACAA
Molecule: messenger RNA, 1173 nt
Organism: Alternaria rosae
Lineage: Eukaryota; Fungi; Ascomycota; Dothideomycetes; Pleosporales; Pleosporaceae
Product: mitochondrial 39-S ribosomal protein L47 (MRP-L47)-domain-containing protein
Exons: 3
Coding region: 50-832 (260 amino acids)
Biological process (GO): mitochondrial translation
Cellular component (GO): mitochondrial ribosome; mitochondrial large ribosomal subunit
Molecular function (GO): structural constituent of ribosome
Source: RefSeq, a predicted model, not a curated record